Molecule: messenger RNA, 2063 nt
Organism: Helicoverpa armigera (cotton bollworm)
Lineage: Eukaryota; Metazoa; Arthropoda; Insecta; Lepidoptera; Noctuidae
Exons: 3
Coding region: 119-1231 (370 amino acids)
Source: RefSeq, a predicted model, not a curated record
GUCAAAUGCAGUUAAAAACAUAACCUUUUGACCAUUUAUAUUAUAUUAACUGAAAUAAUUAAUAAUUACGGGGAUUUAAAGAAAAAAGAUCAAUCAAUAUUCAUAAAUCAAUCUAAAUAUGGCUUUAUGGUCUUGGGGUGCUAACUCACAUGGACAACUAGGUGUAGGUACUGCAAGUGAGCAAGUAGAUAAACCCACCAAGGUAGAAGUGCUCUUAUAUCAGACCAAAAUAAAACAAAUUGCUUGUGGAGGUGGACACACACUUCUGAUAGAUGACGAGGGGAAACUUUACUCUUGUGGAUGGAAUUCGAAACUUCAGCUAGCAAGAGAAACAGAAGUACAUAAUUUUGAAAGGACAUGGGCUUUGAGUGGCAUUAAAUUUACAAACAUUGUAUGCGGAUGGGACUUCAGCUGUGGAGUAACGGAUGACCAUUUCUUGAUUGUAUGGGGUUCCAAUGCUUAUGGGCAACUGGGUAUACCAUCAACACCAAAAGAAUAUUUCUCAGAUAUAAUGAAGCCAAUAAGACUUCCAGUGAAUGCUGUUCUGGUUUCUAUGGGUCUGAGGCACACAGCUAUAGUUAACUCCAAGGGUGAAGUAUGGACUACAGGAGGAGGCAGGCACGGUCAACUUGGUCUAGGAAACGAAAUUUUGUCCUCUGACAGGUUUCAGAAAGUGGAGGGUGUGGGUAAAAUUUCUCACAUAGCAUGUGGCCAAAACCACACAGUAGCUUGGUGCUCUGAGGAGAGAGCACUUUAUGUAUGGGGAGAUAACAAACAUGGACAGUUACUCCUGUCUUCAGAUAAAUAUAAAAAAAUAUUCAAACCCAAUAAAAUAGACAUAGGUAUAAAACAGGGAGUCAAAAAGUUAUUGAGUGGUUGGACUAAUGUUUUGUUAUGGUUAGAAGAUGGUACUCUUAUAGCUUGGGGCAGAAAUAACUGUGGACAGCUUGGCACUGAUAAAGCAGUGCCUUCAGGAACAUUCACACAUAUCAAGUUACCAGAUGGCAGACAAGUGCAAGAUGUUGCAGUGGGAUCAGAGCACACCAUUUGUUUAGCAACAGACAACACCCUGUGGGCAUGGGGAUGGAAUGAGCACUUCAACACAGGCAUUGAUAUAGGCAACAAUGUCCUGCAACCUACACUAGUGCCUUUAGAAUUAGAUAAAGAUUCAAAAAUUACCCAAAUAUUUGCUGGUGGUGCUCAAAAUUUUAUCAUUUUUGAUAAUGAUUAAAUUGUAAAGUAUCAAUUUACUUAGCAAUCUGUGAUAGGCCACAACAUGUUGUAGUAUCAUAAACAUGUCAUCAGAUGACUCAUGCUAGUCAAUGCAACAUAAUUUUGGUUACAAUUUUAAAUUGUUUUUAAAUGCAUUUUUUGCAAAUAUUAUUACUGAGUUAACUAUUUUACAUGCAUGUUUGAACUUAUUUACUCUGAUUUUAUAAAAUGUGUUGAUAUGUUUUCUACAUAUUACUAGAAUAGGUCUUAUUUGAACAAGAGCGCCUUUUUAGGGUUCCGUAGCCAAAAUGGCAAAAACGGAACCCUUAUAGUUUCGUCAUGUCCGUCUGUCCGUCUGUCCGUCUGUCACAGCCGAUUUACUCGGAAACUAUAAGUACUACAGUGAUGAAAUUUGAUGGGAAUAUGUGUUGUAUGAACCGCUACAAAAAUAUGACACUAAAUAGUAAAAAAAAGAAUUGGGGGUGGGGCCCCCCAUACAUGUAACUGAGGGAUGAAAUUUUUUUUUUCGAUGUACAUACCCGUGUGGGGUAUCAAUGGAAAGGUCUUUUAAAAUGAUAUAAAGUUUUCUAAAAAACAUUUUUCUUAAAGUGAACGGUUUUUGAGAUAUCAGCUCUCAAAGUCGUAAAAAGUAUGUCCCCCCCCCUCUAUUUUUAUAACUACGGGGUAUAAAAUUCUAAAAAAAAUAGAGGUGAUGCAUGCUAAUUAACUCUUUCAACGAUUUUUGGUUUGAUCAAAGUAUCUCUUAUAGUUUUUGAGAUAGGUUGAUUUAACUGUAAUUUACGGAACCCUUCGUGCACGAGUCCGACUCGCACUUGGCCGGUUUUUUGUAU